AUGUCUCCAAGGCUGGGAGUGUCUGUUAACCUCUCAGAGAGAAGCUGUGAAGCUCUGUCCUCAGUUCUCAGCUCCCAGUCCUCUAGUCUGAGAGAGCUGGACCUGAGUGACAACAACCUGCAGGAUUCAGGAGUGAAGCUGCUGUCUGUUGGACUGAAGAGUCCACACUGUAGAUUGGAAACUCUCAGGCUGUCAGGCUGCCAGGUCACAGAGAAAGGUUGUGCUGCUCUGGCCUCAGCUUUGAGGUACUCUUCCCAUCUGAGAGAGCUGGACCUGAACUACAAUCAUCUAGGACACUCUGGAAACAAGAUGCUGUCUGCUGGACUGGAGGAUUCAAACGUGAGACUGGACACUCUUAGUAUGGACUACGAUGGAGCGCAGAGACUGAAACCUGGCUUGAAGAAGUAUGCCUGUGAACUCUCACUGAACCCAAACACAGCAAGCAGAUUCCUCAAACUGUCUGACAACAACAGGAAGGUCACAUGGCUGAGAAAGGAACAAGCAUAUCUUGAUAACACCGAGAGAUUUGACUAUUGGAAGCAGCUGCUGUGCAAGAACAGUCUGACCGGUCGCUGUUACUGGGAAGUUGCCUGGAAAGGACGCGUUCAUAUAGCCGUGACUUACAGAGGAAUCACAAGAAAAGGAGAAGGAUUCAACAGCAAGUUUGGAGCGAACGAUCAGUCCUGGUGUCUGUUCUGCUCCGAUAAACGUUACUCCGUCUGGCACAAUAACAAAGCAACAAACAUCCCUUUCCCGUCCUCCUCUGCCUCUAACAAAGUAGCGGUGUACGUAGACCAACCUGCCGGCACUCUGUCCUUCCAUGACGUCUCCUUUGACACACCGAUCCAUCUCCACACAUUCAACACCACAUUCACCGAGCUCCUCUAUCCCGCGUUUGGAAUCCUGAAGUGUAGCUCCUCAGUGUCUCUGUGUUAACUGUCUGAGGCACAGAUUGAGUAUCACUGUUGAUAUUUAGACCCACUACAAAAAAUUAAAUUAAAAUCACUAGGAAGAAUAGCACAAAAAAGACAAGAAAGUUAGCGAUAUAUAUUUACAAGAUUCUGGUUAAAAUGUAGACUAAUAAGAAACCAAAGUGUGGACAUUUUAUUGACGUUGGCGUGCUGUCCGCCAAAAGGUUCUGGGACCUACAAUUAAACCUCUAAUAAUAGCCCCGGCAUUUCAUUUCUUAAACCACUGAACUCAUGUUGCCUCUAUUGGAGACAAAACUGUUGCUCAGCACGGAUGGGUUUUUCUUCGUGCCACCGCCACAACACUUGAACGCAAACACCAAUUUGCGGCACCUAGCGUACAGGACAGUGAGCAGUGAAAGAAUGAAUUAUACUUGGGUGCUCAUAGUUUACGUAAAAUGAACCAAGCGACUGAAAUGUGGAGAAUCUAACCGAUCAAAUGAUGUGUACCAUGUCCAUAUAUAACAAAGGUUUAAACAGGUUUUUACACACCCAGAUAAGUUCAAUAAAAUCCUGACCGGGCCUCUAAUUGGGAGCUUUUAUUAGAAGUGUUUUCUCGAGUUUCUGUCCUUUAAUGUUACAUUGUCGGAUACUAAGGUUAGCACGUGUAAAAGUAAGUAAACGAGCAAAAAGCUCAGAAAAUUAAGAUUGUUCUGAGGGCAACAUUUCUAAAAAAAAUUGUGACCAACUAGUCAUGGAUUUCUUUAUAUAUCAAUACAAAUGUUUAGUUUUAUCCCUAAACUCUAUCCAGACCUGGACUGUAAGAAAAUAUGGUGUCCACCUUCUAAAUAUUUUAUUUUACAUGAGGUCAAGGAACUGACUUUUAAAACAAUUCAUCACUUUUAUCCCUAUAAAAGUUAUAUUUACAAAGAUAGCUAAAAAAAACACAUUUCUCAUUUUGCCAACUGGUUCCACAAGAUUUAAGUCAUUUAUUUUGAUCUUGUCCCCAUUUUUGUUGCUUUUGGAAAGAUAUUUGUGCUUUUAUUUCCCACUAUAUUGUUUCUGA
Molecule: messenger RNA, 1974 nt
Organism: Morone saxatilis (striped sea-bass)
Lineage: Eukaryota; Metazoa; Chordata; Actinopteri; Moronidae
Product: stonustoxin subunit beta-like
Exons: 5
Coding region: 1-936 (311 amino acids)
Molecular function (GO): protein binding
Source: RefSeq, a predicted model, not a curated record